Nilaparvata lugens (brown planthopper) is the source of this 1695-nucleotide messenger RNA. Its product is annotated as SCY1-like protein 2. The record is from RefSeq and is a predicted model, not a curated record. Lineage: Eukaryota; Metazoa; Arthropoda; Insecta; Hemiptera; Delphacidae.
CGAUCCAGCCGUCCAGGCUCUUCAGUUUUUGGAUGUGAUCAACAUGAAGGAUCCGUCUCAGAAAUCUCACUUUUAUAGAAACACCCUCAAAGAAGUGUUGCCUUUUAUACCUAGGAAACUGUGGUUCCAACAUGUGUGGCCCUGCCUGCAGCAGGAGAUGAGGACUCAAGAGGUGCUGGCCGCCGUUCUUCAGCCCAUCAUCCACCUCAUACAGGAGUGCUCCCUCGAGGAGUACGAGAACAUUAUACUUCCCGCCUUCAGAAAUGUGUUUAGUAUACCAAAGACAAUCCAAGCCACCGUAACGUUGCUAGAAAACCUACACAUAAUUUUAGAAAAAACGCCUAGAGACGAUAUUCGCAGUGAAGUUCUACCAAUGCUCUACAACGGCUUCGAGAGUACUACCAUCCAGGUUCAGAGCGCAGCGCUGGUCGCUGUGACAAACGUGUCCGAGUACCUGGAUGAGACGUCGAUCCGUCGCAUGGUGUUACCCAAGAUGAAGGCCGUCUACGAGAAGAACUCCACCGACCUGAAGCUCGUCCUCAACGUCCUCAGUUGCAUCGAGAAGACCCUCGACCGCCUCGACCGAGCUCAGAUCAUCGACGAGGUCCUGCCCAUGCUUUGGGACGUCCGUCUGCAGGACCCAGAUAUCUGUUUGAGGGUAGUCAAUAUCUACCGACUGAUGCUGAGUGAUAAGAAAUACGGCCUUUCUGUAAAUCUGAUGGCGACCCGAGUGAUGCCUUCGCUUCUGCCUCAAACUGUGAAUCCCUCACUCAACCUCGACCAGUUCACCUGCCUACUAGAAGUAUUACAAGAAAUGCUAGACCAUAUAGAUAGGAACCAAAGAAACAAAUUGAAGCUGGACAACAUGUCACUGCCGAGCCCGGAGCGACACCGACCUCUGCGCCACCUCUACAGUUCGGACAACAUGCAUGUGCCUCCAUUCAACAUUCCCAAUCUGCGCAUUGAACAGCGCAAGACAUCCAGUGCCGAGGAUAUGGCUCGCAAGAACUCCACUGAUUCGGGCAUGCUAGGCGGCUGGUGGUUUGGUGCAUCACCCAGUUCGCCAGACUCCAACUUCCUGCGCGUGAACGCCUUCCCCAACCGACGUCUGUCCGACAACACUCUCAUGACGCCAAAGAUCCGCAUCGCGCCAUCCUGCGCCUCCUCGCCAGGCGGCACCCCAGGCGGCGGCGGUCUGCCCAUCAGGCGUCACUCUAGUAUUGGCCCGCAGGAGCGUAGGGGUUCCACUAUCAAUCUGUCGCCCCCAACCGGGGGCGGUUUCCACUACCGAUCAGUAUCUCGUGAGGGCAGUACCUUGUCCGUACCAUCAGCAUAUCUUGCACGGAGCAUGAUAGGCGGAAGUAUGCCCAACACGAGUAGUUCAGUGCCGUUUCUACUGAGCUCCAGCAUGAGCUCGAUUCGUAGCCGUCGGCCGUCCGCAUGCCUCAGCAGUUCGCAGGGCUCUGCGGGACUGUUGCAACAGCUCGGAAGCGGCAUGUUUGUCAGAAUUUGGAAGUCUGGACAAUGGUAAAGCUGAGUUUAUGACAUAGCAUCAAAUCAUUUACAUCAGUAUCAGCUGUUUUCUGGGAGAUCAUAAGGUUGAUGUGCAAUGAACGCUUGCAUAGGGAUUAAACACAAUCACCUAACGUAUUGUGGUUUCAGCUGAAUCAGAGAAUUAUUGUGUUGUAUUGUCUC